This is a messenger RNA of Amblyraja radiata (thorny skate), 2628 nucleotides long. RefSeq lists its product as uncharacterized. The transcript is spliced from 9 exons. The record is from RefSeq and is a predicted model, not a curated record. Gene Ontology annotation, molecular function: protein binding. Lineage: Eukaryota; Metazoa; Chordata; Chondrichthyes; Rajiformes; Rajidae. The coding region runs from base 352 to 2460 and encodes 702 amino acids.
GUAAAACGCGCCGGUAGGAACACUGAGGAAGGGUCUGGACCCGUUUCCUUCUCUCCAGAGAUAGAUCCUGCCUGUCCCGGCUGAGUUAGUCCAGCAUUUCGUGACUUAUCAUCAGCUAAUUUGGAGCCGGUGCCCUUUUAAGUUGGGGGCGGUCGGUCCCCACCUCUCCUUCCAGCUUUAUCUGAGGCUGAUUGGGUUUCCAGGAGCCAUGUGGAAGCGACAGGAGGGUGAGAUGUGGGUUGGCAGAGUAACACACACACACACACACCCACACACACACACACAGGCGCUGGGCAUUGCCGAGCCAGCUCUGCUUCACCGAGAGCUGUGGUUUAGAGAUUGCUGGCUGGGAUGUGGCAUUGUAGCAGCGGCGGCGGUGGUGGUGAUGGUGACGAUACGGGCGGGAGCGGCUCCAUUUCUCUGCUGCUCUCCGCUGGUCCGCCGCAGGUCGUGGCCACGGUGGAGUCACUGGUCCUAGCCUUACAGCGGGACAAGGAGAAGCUGAUCCAGUCCCUCAUGGAGGACCCCAGCAGUCGACAGCUCCUACCCCUCCUCUGCCGCUUCCUCGCCUCCGGAGAGACCCGGCUGUGCAGCAAUGCAGCGUACAUUCUGGGCUCCAUUGCAGAGAAUGAGGUGGGGGCGCAGCGACUGGUGACGAUGGCACAGUGCUGCCCGCAGGAGUCCGCCGAUCUCCUGGCCAACCUGACGGGCAUGUUGAAGUGGACGGACGAGGAGGCGGUGAUGAAUGUGGCCGGUGCACUGGGCACUAUGGCUGAGACAGUGGAGGGCCGGCAGUGGUUGCUGAAGGACUCUCACAUCCAGGAGAUCGUCAGCGCGGUGACGGAGCUGUUGAGCAGCGGCAACAAAUGGGCGGCCAGCAAUGGGGCGCUGGUGCUCGCCAGGGUGACCAUCUGUGAAUCGGGCUGCAGGAUCAUCCUGGAUCACCCUCGGUGUUGGUACAUCCUGGGCAAGCUGAUCGCCUCGCUGGGAAUCGAUGAGGCAGGUUGUGGGAUGAGUGCAGCAUUUGCUCUUGGGCGUCUCUGCAAUCUGGACACCGGCCUCAAGCAGACCCUGGACAUGCAGGAAGCUCCAGCUAUGAUUACAGCGCUGGAGAGAAUGAUGUCAGACGGGGAUACCGGGUGUAGCAAGAACGCUUGCUUUGCGCUGAGCUGCCUCGCUGCGGAUAAGGACGGACACGCACACGUCUUGCUCAAUCCCAUCUUCCCGGACAUCCUGAACACCUUGUGCGUUUUACUGGAAUCCCAGGAGCCAGAGUCGGCCUGGUUUGCCGCCAUGACGUUAAGAGUAUUAGGCAGUCAUCCAAAAGGGGUUGUCAAACUGAGAGAACAUCCGAAAAUCUCAACACUGCUAAAGAGUAUGGCCUGCUCGCCCACUGCUGGCAAAGACCUUCUGGAAGAAGUGGACUUCACCUUGAGAAAGCUGCGGCCUGUUUCCAAGCCCUCCCCACCCCAUGUAGACAUCCUGAACGUCAACUCAAUCCAAGUCAGCUGGAGUAAACUGGUGCUGGACAGCGGACUGGAGGUGAUGUACAGCUUGUUCGAUGGAGACAGGUUACUGUACAAGGGCCCAGAUUGCAGCUAUCUGCUAACCGAUGUAAAGGUGAGCAGAGAAUAUGCCUUCAAGCUGCACGUUGGUACGGAGGGUGAUGAGGGGCUGUACAGUGAUGUGAGCCGGGCCACUGUGGAAGAGUCGGUACCGAGCUGCCCGCUGGACUUUCGGGUUAUAGGCUGCACUCCGACACAGCUGAAGCUGUCGUGGUCUCCACCGCUGGGGCCCAACGGCGCCAUCAGAUGCUACGUGGUGUACAAAGGUCACGCGGCCAUCGAGUCGACGUCGGAGCGCAGCUGCAUUGUGAGCGGUCUUGUUCCCUCCAGCUGCUACGUGUUCCACGUGUGCGCCUGCACCAGCAAAGGGAAGGGUCAGAGGUCCUCGCUCUCGGCGCACACGGCCGACCCCGGCGACCACGCCCCGGGCAGGCUGACCGUCAACGUGCUGGGCAGGAACGAGAUGUUCAUCACCUGGGACAUGCCGCAGGUCCCGCUGGGCCGCCUGUUCAACUUCGAGCUCUGCAUGAACGGCAAGGUUGUCUACCUGGGCGCAGACCGCUCCUUCACCGCCCGCCGCCUGACCGCCAACUCCGAGUACGCCUGCACCGUCAGCGCCAUCACCAGCGAGGGCAAGUGCGAGAGCAAGCCCGUGGUCAAGAAGACGGCCAAGGACGAGUACGUGAACACGACCAGGUGCCUCUACUCCCCGGCCCGCAGAAGCCAGCCAGUUGCUUCGUCUUCAACCAGAGACGUAUCCGACUUGUCUGAACGGCUCCGGAAAUUGAGAACGCAACCAGGGCUUCAAAAAGAACAGACCUCGAGCAAAACAACGCGAGCUCAUCAAGUCCCCAGUAAAGGCAGUCUAAAAGGAUCUCCCAAGUUCAUAAGUUAAAACGUUGCAUCAGGUCUAAGACUGUGGAUGGGUGGGAGAUGGCCCGAAUAAAGAGAGGCGGCACGGCGGAGCAGCGGUAGAGUUGCUCCCUCACCGCGCCAGAAACCCCAGCUCCAUCCCGAGUACAGGUGCUGUCUGUACGGAGUUUGCACGUUCUCCCCGUGACCU